Messenger RNA from Paralichthys olivaceus (Japanese flounder), 4650 nucleotides. The record is from RefSeq and is a predicted model, not a curated record. NCBI's taxonomy places the organism in Eukaryota, Metazoa, Chordata, Actinopteri, Pleuronectiformes, Paralichthyidae.
GCAUCAGCCGCAGCGCGCCGUCAAUCCAACGCAGAAGAAGAUGAGCUAGUUUGCGGGAAAAGUGAAGCGGAUCAUUUGCGUAUUUACAACUUUGGACUCAAAACGAGCUUUUUUAAAAAUUCACCAUGGAAAGUCCAAAGGCCGCAGAUGUUAAAAAGGGGAUCUCAGUCCUUUGGGAGACUCUGCAGUGUCCGAUAUGCUUGGAUUUAUUGACUGUACCGGUAUCCACCAAGUGUGACCACCAGUUUUGCAGAUUUUGUAUAAUGAAACUCGUGGACAACUCCAAACAAAACAGGGCCAACUGUCCAGUGUGCAAAACCAAGAUAACCAAAAGGAGUUUGCAGGUCAGCCCUGGGUUUCAGAGACUUGUUGCAGGACUGCAGGACAUGAUACAAGCAUAUGAACAUGACACUGGCACAAACUACUUCACUGGAAUGUCCCUGCAAGAAAAACAGCAAGGUGUCACAGAUGCCGAAGCAACCAAACCUCAUGUGUUAUCUGGAGAAACGACCCACACUGACCAUGACUAUGUGGAAAACGAAGACCAAGAUGAUCUUCCACGGUCUCACUCUUCAACUAUAGCAGCCCAGAAUGAAUUUGCAAGACUCAUGGAACUUGAAGACUCGACUCCUAUGACGACAGAAAACGAAGGCCUGGACAGCGGCAUUGGGGACGCCUUGCCGACUUCUGACAAGAAACUAGAACCAGUAGAAACAGAAAUGUUAGAAGCUGUGGAAAAAGCAUCAACACACACAUCAAUUCCUGAAGAGACAGAAAAUCAGCCUUUAAGAAAGUCUUUGCGGAAGAAGCAGAAAAAGGAUCUUGAGUCCGACAAGAUUCUUGAGCGGAAACGGAAGAAAAGUCUUGAAAAAGUUGCUGAGUGGCUUAUGAAAGUUCCAUCUGAGGGAAGUCUCGAAUUAGAAAAACCAGACAAAGACCCAGAUGAAUCUGAUAGCUGUUCCUCCACCUCAACAAUAGAUCUAAAGCAACACAUUAAUGAUAUUAAUUCUAAGAGAGAGGAUCGUGCCAAAGCACUCGAAGAGCAUGUUUUCGGAGCCAUCUACAAACGAGACAGAAGAGGAAAGAGGAACAGCUCUCAUCCACUUUUUGUUGAGCCAAAAAUGAUAAAACAGAAAACAGGCUCUGAGGAUGAAAAUCGAAGCGACUCUGAGGAAGGACAACUGUUAACAGAAGACGUAAAUGAUAGCAGUGAAAAGUCAGAACAGAUGGAAGACUUGGAGGAAAAUGAUGUUGACAAAGGUGAGAUUCUUGAGUCGGCGUCUGAACCACAGCAACCACAAAGAAUGUCAAAGAAAAGAAUGCAAAACGCUCUGCAGCAGGUUGACAGUGAUUUACAGAGACAAGCUGAGGCACAGUCAGAAAAAACUGAGCCAAAGAAGACUGACAGGAGGAAAGGUAAAAACACAAGGUCAGAAAAAGGCAAACCUGCAAGAGUGUCGAAGCCCCUUGUUCUCAUUGGAGUUAAAAAUGGAAAAACCAAUCCAAAGACUAGAGUGAGGUCAGAAGAAGUUCAGGUUCAAAUUGAGAACUAUCCGAGCAGUGAGGACAAAGAAACCCCCACACUGAGGAGCACCAGGAGAAGCAGAAGGCUUCAGCUCUUUGCAGAGGAAGUCCAGGACGGUCACAAGAAACCAAACUCGAGAACUACUCUUAUUGAAAAAGAUGUCACACAGCAGCAGGAGGAAGUUGAGGGUGAAACACUGGAUAAAAUAGAAUCACCUAAGAGUGAAAAGAUGGCUAAAAGAAAUGGAUGUGUUUAUGAGGAAGAUUUAGGAGGAAUUGAAAACAUGGAGUCUGGUGAGAGAGCUCGCCGAGAAGACUCCAUUGCUGAAGUGCAGAAUUUGCCGAAUGCUGAAACUCUCUCUGAAGCUAGUGUUGGUUGUUCUGUCCCAGUUGUCCCAAGUUCUCAAUGUCCAACUGAAGCAACUGUGCUAGGUCCAACACUUGAAAAUAAAAAUCUGACUGAUCGAUCCUCCAAAAAUAUUGAGUUGAAAACAUCAGCUUGCGAGUCCAAAUGCACAGUAACAGAGAAAGAGGAGGAAAAGAAUGACAGCGAGCUGGACACAGAACAACUGCUCCAGAGCUUCAAAGCCACAAAAAGGAAAUCUUUCCAUCUCGGCGGUCCGAAAGGGAAAAGAGCUCGUAGCUCAGGACAUGGAAACACGCAGGGUGCUGAAGGAGAGGAGAAUGAUUUUGUUAGUUCUAGUGUUGAAUCUGCAAAAAAACAGACGUACAAGAAAACAUCUGUCAUCUUCAACCAGGAGGCACUAAAAGAUGAUGAAAACUCAUCGUGUAGUGACUUGAUUUCUCCUUCUGUCUCACCAACACUGAAAAGAAAAACAGAUCAAGUGGUGGUUGAAGCCUUGAUCCCUGUCACCAGUAGUUCAGGUCAUCACGGUCCUGCUGGUAACUGUCUCUCCAGGAACAGUCAGAGCAGCGUCCUCACUCCUAAUCAAGUCUCAAAACAUGAAAUUGAAAUUCCUCAUCUUUCCGUCGUCCCUCAAUUAGUAGAUUCCGUCCUCCACUUCACAGCUGUUGAGCAGGAGGAGGUAAACGAAGCCUCAAAGAGCUCUCAAAACCAUCAGCUUGAUUGUUCAGUGAAGGAUGCUGGGAAAUGGAAGGAGAUUAGAGACAGCAUUUCUCCUGGAAAACAUUCAGACAACACGGCUGAAGGUAUCUUAGUUGCUGAGUCUUCUUUAACUCCUGACGGCCUGGUAACACCACUUGUCCCGGCGGUCGAUGGAAGCGGAGAGCUCAGUGCACACUCCUCCAUCAAGAACAACCUGAGGAAGAGGAGAAGGACUCAGAGGCUGGAGUCUUCAUCCGAGUCAGAUAGUGCUGGAUCCAGAGAAGAAUUACCUACGCUGACUCAAAUCUUUGGAACGUCGGCUCUUCCGGCUGCUGUGACCCAGGAUCAGGGAGACUCCAAUGGAUGUGAGGCUGCAUGUGUUCCAGCUGAUGCAGCAGAACGGUUGAGCCGUCCGCCUGCAUGCCCGAGUCCCGACUGUGUUAACUCCAGCCAAGGGUCUGUGGACUUGUUCGGAACGCCAGAUGAAUGUGGUGUUCCAGUAAAUGGAAACACUGACAUGGAGUCAUCACUAUUUUCAAGUGAAGUCCUUGUCACGCAGCAAAAGAUACAGAUGCAGAAGGAGCUGGUGAGGCUGGAGAAGCUGAUGGCUCUGGUGUCAGAGGUGCUUCAAGAGAAAGAGCAAAGUCCUGCGAAAGAGACGAAUCACAGCAGCAAAACCACCGGCCCAGACACUCACGAACCUCUCCCGUGUAACCAGGAAGCACGGCAAGAUUCAGAACAAAAGCUGGCAGGGCAGUGCUCCACACUCACAGCACUGAGUGUAAAAGGCCCUGACGCCUCCAAGACGCCUGUUUUAAAUUCAGCAGCCAAGACCCUGAACAACUGUAAUUCACCCUCGGACGGACAAGAAGACAAAGAAAACGCCACACCUCCAAGAGACAGAAAUAAAGCCAAGCUGGUGCUUGUGUCGUCUGGAUUAGGGCCCAAUGAACAGAUACUUGUGAAAAAGUUUGCCAAGCGAGUCGGGGCUCGUGUGGUUUCCCAGGUGACACCGGAGGUCACACACAUCAUCAUGCGCACAGAUGAACAGCUGGUAUGUGAGCGCACGCUGAAGUACUUCCUUGGCAUCGCGGGCAGGAAGUGGGUCGUGAGUUUCCAAUGGAUUUCAGAAUGCUUCAAACAAAAGAAACUCCUGGAUCAGAGUCUGUUUGAAGUGAAAGGCGACGUAGUGAACGGACCAAACCACCAGGGCCCCUCAAGAGCUCGAACCACUGCAGACAAUGAAAUGGAGUGGAUGGUGGAGCUCUGUGGAGCAGCUGUAGUUAAAGAUCCACUUCUACUAGACAGUAAACAGAAGUCCCGUCAGCUGGUCGUUGUACAGCCUGGACCUGAGUCAUCAUCGUCCACCUUCAGCCGUCUCCUCAGACAAGCCAGUGUUGUGACACGUGGUUGGCUCUUGGACACAGUGGCAACCUACACCCUCCAAAACCUCAACAAAUACUCACUAUGACCACGUUGUCCUCUGUUCUAACCUCCACUGUACAUCUCCUGGGUUUUUUUUAUGUCCAAUAUUAUAAAUAAACAUCUGCUUAUACUGCUAUGCUGCAUGCAUAUGUAUUUUGUGCGCAUGACGCAAUGUAUGUGGAGUUGAAUUCAGAUAAGGUUCUUGAAUUUAGUUUUAAUAGCAAAGCACAAACAGAAAUGUUACUGCUUAAAUAGAACAUAUUCAAAAGGCAGAAAAUCUAAAUCCACCAUCAUAAUAAUAUCUAUGCAAGUUUUUCAGUUGAUAUUUUUAUUCUAUAUUUUUAGGAUAAGCAUGAAUCUUCUUUGACCUUUAAAACCAAGCGAGUGAAAUGCUGAAACUUAAAUUCAAUAUGCCCCGUCAUCAUCAAUAUGAUCCGUGCAGUUUGCAGAGAGAAUCAUUUACAGUAUUCACUACCUGCUGCCUCCUGUCUCUUGUAAUGUAUUUUAAUAAGAUCUUGUCAUCGCCAGUGUUCCCUCUGAUGUUCUGCGGUCCUGCCGCUGUUGUUUGCAGAUCCCCAGUGUAAUGCUAGUGUUCCUGGCCAUGGCAGAAAGCCUGUAGCUUCACCGAACACACA